Molecule: messenger RNA, 1246 nt
Organism: Daphnia pulex (common water flea)
Lineage: Eukaryota; Metazoa; Arthropoda; Branchiopoda; Diplostraca; Daphniidae
Exons: 3
Coding region: 627-1139 (170 amino acids)
Source: RefSeq, a predicted model, not a curated record
GCUGGUGGAUUUGUCACAAUCGGGAGAAGAGAGAAACUGACUCAAUGUAUUUAUGUAUGUGUGUGUCCUGCGGAUCUAACACGAUAACAAGCCGGCCCACCCUCAGCUGGAACCCCCUCCAGACAUGAACGUAACACACAUCGACGGGUUGUAGAUGUAGUAGGUAAGACUUGUGUUUCUUUUUCCUCUUUUUGACUUCCAUCCCUAAAGGCUCUAAUUUCGUCGUCAUCUUCGUCAUCCCACACGCGGUCCUUGAGGAACUCCGGAAUAUAAAAAGGCAAGAAAAACGGGCGUCGUCAACAACGACGCUGCCGGCCAACCUACCCGCCCGCGCCCGCGCUCCACUCUAAUCACGUUAUCCGCGUCUAGCAGAUAUAUCUAAUAAUCUCUCUCUCGUCUUUUUGAGUAGUCGUCCUCCUCUCUUCCGCCGAGCCCACUCAAGAAGAAGAACAACGAUAAUAUUAUUGGACGUCAAAGAGACCGAAGAUUUAACCCUCCGUUGGAGGGCAGCGGCCUUGUGUGGCAUCAGAUCAUCAGUGACAGAUAGGUUAGAUGAAUAGAUAUAUACAGGACACUCACGUCCACAUGGUCGGCCAUACCAACACGAAACCGUUCGAGUGUUCUCAAUGCGCCUACCGCUCCAACUGGAGUUGAAAGCGGCCCGCGACCCGGCUCACACACAGGCUCGAGUUCUCUUGCUGGACUCUUCUGGCGAACGUCAUUACGAUCAGUACGACCGUUACCUGGUUAUCAUGCGCGUCACGGAAUCGGGAGGUCCGUCGUUGACCCCCGGGCAAUUCGCCAUGGAAGAAAUGGGACGUAGAGCGGCGACUUCUUCUUCUCGGCGGACCGAUUCUUUGUCGCCGUCUCCGUCUCCUUCGCCGGUGCCUUCGCCCGUUCCCGUUGCGGCUUCUGCCAGCACCGCAACUUCCACCUCCGUUGAGUCGCUGCCGUUCAAUUUGUCCGACGUCUCGUUGGCCACUUCGUUGGCCAGUAUCGCCUCCAGUCUCUUACCGCCACCUCCUGCCAUCCGCCAGCUUCCGUCGCUCAACGCCAUCCACCCGGAAGAUUCUCAUCACUUGACGACGGAGUAUCCGUCGCCCACCAAAUCGACCAGCGGCGCCAGCGCCAAUCCAUGACGAACCAUCUGCAAAUGCAAACGUUGCGUUUUGAAGUAAGUCGAUCCUAUUUGAUUCCGGCGCUAAUUAAAUAGAAUAAAAGGAUUAGUUAAGGAUUUUUUUUAAAA